CGAGAAAUCGCGUCGCGUCAAGACUCUAAAUCCUCCCUUUCAAAGACGCGUUCCCCCCCUUGUGCUAUCCCCGCCAUCUCCUCCAACAUCAACGCUUAAACGCUUCAACUUUACGACCAUUGCGCCAGGGACAACGAGGACUAUACUAUCGACUUCAUACUUUCAUAAGAGUCCCGCAAUAUGGAUCGCCAAUCGGUAUAUACCACGAGCGUGUACCAGCCCAACUAUGGCGAAGAAGACGGUGAAGUGCGUGCGCAGAUCCUGUUGAAGCUGCAAAGUUUCAUUUUGGAAUUCCAACUGGGCACUGCAUUCAUUUACAGAGACCAACUUCGUGCAAAUGUGAUGAAGAAACAAUACUUCUGCGACGUGGAUAUCGGCCAUUUGAUCUCAUUCAACGAAGAGCUCGCACACAAGCUAGUCACCGAGCCCGGAGAGAUUAUUCCUCUGUUUGAAGCUGCCCUCAAAAACUGCACACACCGGAGUAUAUACGCAGCCCAAAAGGAGAUUGAUCUUCCCGAACACCAGCUUCUCAUUCACUCUAACGCCGCGGAGCUCUCGAUCCGUGAUCUUGGCGCCGUAAAAAUAUCCCAGCUUGUGAGGGUUCCUGGCAUUGUCAUCAGUGCCUCGGUUCUGUCGUCAAAAUCGACAGUGGUCUAUGUCCAAUGCAAGAAUUGCUCGCACACACAAACCAUAUCAGUUGGAGGUGGAUUUUCGGGUGUCACAUUGCCUAGGAAUUGUGGAAGAAGUCGGGAUGGAGUGUCUGACAACUGUCCUAUGGACCCAUAUUUUAUCGUUCACGAGAAAUGCCAAUUCGUUGACCAACAGAUCCUCAAGCUCCAGGAAGCUCCUGACCAAGUUCCGGUAGGAGAACUUCCUCGACAUGUCCUCAUCACAGCCGAUCGUUAUCUUACCAACCGCGUUGUUCCUGGGUCGAGAUGCACAAUAACGGGCAUCAGUUCUACUUUCCAAUCAAAGGCUUCCAAGUCCGCUACAACCACAUCAGCUGUAGCAAUCAGGACACCUUACUUAAGAGCUGUUGGAGUCGACAGCGAUGUUGACCAAACGGCAAAGGGAAACUCUACCCUGACAGAAGAGGAAGAAGCUGAGCUCCUCGAGAUGAGCCGCAUGCCCGACCUCUACAACGUCUUAGCGGACUGUAUUGCACCUUCAAUUUACGGAAACAGAGAUAUUAAGAAGGCGAUUGCAUGUCUUCUUUUCGGCGGCUCUAAGAAGAUUUUGCCAGAUGGAAUGAAACUUCGUGGCGACAUCAACGUUCUGCUUCUGGGAGACCCCGGAACGGCCAAAUCGCAACUGUUAAAGUUCGUCGAGAAGGUUGCGCCAGUCGCCAUCUACACAUCCGGCAAAGGUUCCUCCGCCGCUGGUCUUACAGCAUCUGUCCAGCGUGACCACUCAACGCGUGAAUUCUACCUCGAAGGCGGAGCCAUGGUUCUCGCUGACGGCGGCGUCGUCUGCAUCGACGAGUUCGACAAGAUGCGUGACGAGGACCGCGUCGCAAUCCACGAAGCCAUGGAACAGCAAACCAUCUCCAUCGCCAAAGCCGGCAUCACCACGAUCCUCAACGCCAGGACCUCCGUGCUAGCAGCCGCCAACCCAAUUUUCGGCCGCUACGACGACCUCAAGAGCCCGGGAGAGAACAUCGACUUCCAAACCACCAUUCUCUCGCGUUUCGACAUGAUCUUCAUCGUGCGCGACGAGCACGAGCGCGGUCGCGACGAACGCAUCGCCAAGCACGUUAUGGGGAUCCACAUGGGCGGCCGCGGCGCCGAAGACCAGGUCGAGUCCGUGAUCCCUGUCGACAAGAUGAAGCGCUACAUCAACUACUGCAAGACGCGCUGCGCGCCUCGCCUCAGUCCCGAGGCGGCCGAGAAACUCUCCAGUCACUUCGUGCAGCUCCGCAAGCAGGUCCAUGCCAGCGAGAUGGAGAGCAACCAGCGCAGCUCCAUCCCGAUCACGGUCCGUCAGCUGGAGGCUAUUAUUCGUAUCUCGGAGGGCCUGGCAAAGAUGACGCUCUCGCCUGUGGCGACGACGGAGCAUGUUUCGGAAGCGAUUAGGCUGUUCUUGGCGUCGACGAUGGAUGCGGUUAACCAGGGGAAGAGUCAGGGCUCGAAGGAGCUGAAUGAGGAGGUGCUGAAGCUGGAUGUUGAGCUCAAGAGACGUCUGCCUCUUGGAUGGAGUACCAGUUUGGCGUCGCUGAAGAGGGAGUUUGUUGAGAGGAAGGGGUACACGGAGGGGGGGCUGAAUAGGGCUCUGUUGGUGCUGCAGAGGAGGGAUAAGAUACAGUUCCGCAACCAGGGUUCGCAGGUUUUUAGGACUGCGGUUUAAAUUUGCGUACGUGUGGGGGUUGUAGAGGAUGUGUGAUGAUAACGUGUGCCAUGGAUGGUAUUGAUGGGUUGCGAGGCGAUGGAUGGUGCAUGGGAAGGAUAGACGAGGAUAAAUGGGCUAUGAUAAUGCCAAAGGGGGCUGGGGUAGGAAGGCGUCAUGGACGGAUAUGCUGGUUAUAUAUGGCGUUCACAAUCGUUAAGAAUAAUAAGAUGAGAUACCAGU
Messenger RNA from Pseudogymnoascus verrucosus, 2565 nucleotides. RefSeq names its product minichromosome maintenance protein 5 (gene MCM5). The record is from RefSeq and is a predicted model, not a curated record. Lineage: Eukaryota; Fungi; Ascomycota; Leotiomycetes; Thelebolales; Thelebolaceae. Gene Ontology annotation, cellular component: nucleus; MCM complex. Bases 181 to 2343 code for a protein of 720 amino acids. Gene Ontology annotation, molecular function: single-stranded DNA binding; 3'-5' DNA helicase activity; DNA replication origin binding. The transcript has 3 exons. Gene Ontology annotation, biological process: DNA replication initiation; double-strand break repair via break-induced replication; DNA replication.